AUGGAUUUCAUCAAGACCAGUUCCCCGCGUGCUCUGAGUGAGUUAACUCUCCAACACAAUUGGAUUGGCAUCAUUUGGAUGAGUAGAAGUGAAGAUAUGAUCAAAUUAAUGAAGACCCGUCCAAAUGGCUUUAUAGAGCAUUCGCGUCCUGAGCCGCGCACACCGGCCGAUCGUGGAACGAACAUACCGCGAUCGUCACGCGCACAUCAUUCGCAUCCCGCCAAGUCCACGGCCGAGCUCACGUCCCGACCCGAAAAGCAACGUCCCACGGUCGAGCCAUUCUUAGCUCACCACCACAAGCUGUGCACGACCGCGCCGCGCGAACAGGAAGGCAACAGCUCGCGACCGCGCGGCACAACCCACGUACCGCGGCCGACCCAUCCGUCCGACCAGGAAGGCUUCGUCCCGCGACCGGCCCAUAUUCAUCGGCCAAAACUUAUCCAUCCGUCCGACCCUGUCGGCCGAACACAAAAACUCUCGGCCACGAUCGUUCCGACCGUGGCUGUAAUAUCCUGCAUCAGAGCGGAAUUUUUGCCGCACGAUCCCAAUCCCAAUUGCAGCUUGAGGAAGGAGCCAAUAGGAUGGAGCCACUCAUUCCAGGAAGAUAGGAUCAAGGAAGUGAUGCUCAUCUUGAAUGGACCAAUCAGGUUCAGCUACCCAGCAGCUUGGAAAAUGGACCAAUGGAAAGGUGCCAUUCAAGCUGAGUGGAUAAUGAUGGAUGGAGCUGCUGUAGGCGUGCCUCAACACCAUUGGUCCACAAGGGGAAGAGGUGGCGCCAUUCUGGUGGAGGAGAUCACUCACAUGCUUCACUUCCCAGCCUAUAAAUAG
Microthlaspi erraticum is the source of this 828-nucleotide messenger RNA. NCBI's taxonomy places the organism in Eukaryota, Viridiplantae, Streptophyta, Magnoliopsida, Brassicales, Brassicaceae. The record is from the annotation of a GenBank genome assembly.